CUAACCCUGUGUGCUCUUUGCACAGAUGGAGAGAGAGGCUGAGUCAAGGCAAUGCUGGGUCUGUUAAGUUCAUUUUUAAGCUGAUUGGAAGAUUCCCAUUUGUUUCAGUGUGGAUUGACUAGCCCACAAGCUCAAGCCUAUUCCUCUUCAUAUGCAGAAGAAGGAUUACAGAUAGUAAGCAAGAGCAGCUUUAAUAAAGAGAUUAGAUACUUUUCUACUAGAAAUUAGAAAAUAUUCUGUAACUUGAGGGAAUGCUACCAAAGUUGGUGUCUGGUGAUGAGACACCAGUGAAAUGCUCUCUCCCUCUUGGAACACAUUCACCAUGAAGGGAGCCGUCCUGACUGAUGAAGCCCUUGGUUGUGUAAGAGUUGCUUAAUUUCCAAGACAUGAAAGAACACUUGUGCUUACCCAAAUCAGUGUUUUCAGGGCUUCAAUGAUCACGUUCUUGUACUGGCUUUUUGUUUUCUUCCUCUGUAGUCUGGCCAAGCCUCCAACCAGGAACAAGCCCUUAUUUUCUUUAGCUAUUUUAGUUUGAUUUAGGCUUAGCUGAACCUGACGAAACUGCAGUUUCAUGGGAAUGUUUGACUCCUGUUGUGCACAGAGAUCUCAAAACAAAAAAAACAUUUCCUUGGAUGCGAUGGCGAAGGUUUUUUUGCCUGCUUCUACCUCCAGGAGAUGGAGAUUGAUGAUUCCACACACUCCCCACUCCCCUCCCCCCAAAUUAAACAAACCUAAUUCUUUUCAUAUUUCUUUGGUAAGUUUGGGGGUUGAGGUUAUUUUUGUUUGGUUUUGUUGUUUGGGGGGUUUUUUUGCCCCCCAGACCUUUUAUCUUUUUCAUUGCUUUCAUUUGAACUUCUUUUAUGGGUUUGUUUCUCUCUUGAAAUCCAGCCACCAGGAUGAGACACCAUUCCAGCUAUGAUCCCAGAAGCACUGGUGCACAGGGAUUACUGUGCAUGCCUUACAUAAGGCAGUCCUGUUUACAGACCUGCCUCUUAGGGACCAGGCUAAAGGAGACUGGAGAAAAUGGGAUUUUUCUGAAUCUGCAAAGCAUGCCUGUCUUUGGGAUUGAGAUAACCCCUGCCAGGGAGGAACAUGGCUGUUGCUGGCAGCUUGGGCAAGCUGCUGCCUUCCCUCAAAGGCAGAGAGCUCUCCUGUCUGCACGUGGCUCAUCUGAGCCAGCUCCUGGUCUCCGUGCCGGUCCCUGGGGCAGAGGGGCCUGGAGCUGCCAUGACGACGGGCGACUGCUGCCACCUCCCCGGCUCCCUGUGCGACUGCCCGGGAAGUGCUGCCCUCUCCAAGUCGGUGGAGGACUCCGACAUCGGUCGCCCACAGUAUGUCACGCAGGUCACCGCCAAGGAUGGACGGCUCCUCUCGACGGUGAUCAAGGCGCUGGGCGCACAGAGUGGCUGAAGGAUCCUGGUCCCCGCAAUGAGAAGAGGACCCUUUUCUGUGACAUGGUGUGUUUUCUGUUCAUUACUCCCCUGGCGGCAAUCUCUGGCUGGUUGUGUCUGCGCGGAGCCCAGGAUCAUUUGCAGUUCAACAGCCGACUGGAGGCCAUCGGACUCAUAGCACUAACUAUAGCACUUUUCACAAUCUACGUCCUUUGGACGCUGGUUUCGUUCCGCUACCACUGCCAGCUGUACUCGGAGUGGCGAAGGACCAACCAGAAAGUCCGCUUGAUGAUCCCAGCCUCACGGAGCCCUCAUCCCGUGCCCCACUCCCUCCUCUCCGCCAAGCUCAUGAAGAAGACCGCGGAUGAAACCACCGUCUGAGCUGUCCCUUGGCCGCUGCGCCACGUGGCUGCUGGGGUGAGGGCAGCCCUUCGCGGCUGGCAGAAGCAAAGAAGGUCGGGUGUCCCCGCAUGCGCAGGAAACAUGGCAACUGUGGAGGCACUAGGAAACAAUUGUCCCACCUGAAGGGACUUUGCAGUCAGCACGUACUUUAUACUAUGGCAAACAGACAGAUAAUCAAUGUCUGUCAUGUGAAAUGGCCCAAAAGAGCCAGAUGGCAGAAUACGCCUGUCUGCAGGGACACUUUCCUAUAACUAAAUACCAUAUGUGGAAAAUAUCUCCCUCUCUCUCUCUCUAUAUAUAUCUAUAUAUAAUAUUAUUUUUUAAUGGCCAUGCAUAUUGUGUUUCAGUCCUUUUGUGUUGAUGUUCUAAGCUUCAGUAUAGAAGCUGGCAGCCUGAUCUCAUUCAGAGGUUAAAUCUAUGCCUUUUCUCCAAAUGAGCAUAUAAAGAACACUUUUCAUCAACCGUUCUUGAAAGUCCCCUUCUCCUUUGCACUAAAUUGGUUUUGAUAAUACUGCAGCAGCCUUUCCCAUUACUCUUUGGUCUCUUUUGUGGUGUUUCUGUCCUUUCUGGAAAGUUGUGUGUUUUUAAUAAUUAUUAUAAUCCCAGAAGGAGUAAAAUGAUGUGAUACUGAAUGGAGACAUUUUGUAUUGUAAAGUACUGUAAUUUUGAGAAUUUCAAAAUAAGUUUCAAAACGAGAAAAUCUUUUCCUGGGCAGACGUGAUCUCACAAAAUGCUUUCCUUGCAGAUCCUGGCUCAUCCCCAGGACUCGGAUGCACUCAGCUCUUGGUAUGUCUGGCAAAGGUAGAUGGAGGAUCUGAGGGCGGGAAGUGAUGGCUCGUACUAGCUAAACCCACCAUUGCCUUUUGCUUUUAAAAGAUUCAGAAAGGAGCUUUCCUGACCCCAAAAGGUGAGAGUUGGAGUCUCUGUUUGCUGAUGUCCUUUCACCAUCUUGAGGCUGGACCUCUUGUAGUAUCAGUUACACACAUACCUUAUGGGACAGGCCAUACUCUGCAGCUGCUGGGCAGGACAUAGGUGGUCUCGGCUGUUCUCUGUGUGCUUUAUUUGCACAUUCCUGGGCAGCAGCCGGAGGAGCUGCUGUGAUUUGGUUCAUGCCUGAAAGUGCUGCAUACCUGUUACAUCUCCUCUAGUGAAACACCCCAAGUUCGCUGGUUCACAGAGAACAGGCUCUGAGUCCCUUCUCCUGUGGGGCCGGCAUUCUUCCUCUUCCUUCAUCCACCUGAUUUCCCAGCACAGCCAGCUAACGAGCUCCUCUGUCUUGGAGCGCCCAAUCUGCCAAGGGUCUCCCUGAGUUUGGCUUUAGUCCUUGCCUCUCUACUGCCUCCCCACCCUGCCAGAUGAUGCCUGUGCUUGGGGCUAUGCUUUCCUGAGCCCCAUGAGUGGGGCAGGCCAUAAGGAUGCUGGUGUUGGUGCUGCCCUGCUGGGUGCUCCAGCGGUGUGUGUGGCUGCUUGGUGUGACCCUUGGCUCUCACUCCUGCAAUGGUGAGGGUAGAUAGCAGGGAGUAGGCAGGCUCCAAGUUGCCCGAGUCCUUGCAGUGGGUGGUGGUAUCACACACUAUGUCCCUCCGCUUCUUUGCUGAACCCAAGUGGAUCGGUCCAGUGCCCUGCUAGAUCGAGACCUGCAAUUUCUUGAAUUCAAAGCACCGCGUGCCAUUCUUCCUUCUCUCUAGCUGCAAAGCAGGAUGCUUUUCCUUAUGUGUUCCCUGUUCCCUGACCCUAGGCUGGAAGUAGCUGGUGGCAUGAGCAGCAGGGGCCAGUGUCCUAUCUCUCCCAAUAGGAUUGCUCCAGCCCUGUGUCCUGGUUUGUGUCUGCUCUUCUCCUCCAUCUCCUGUCUCGGAUUUCUCAUGCAACUCAGUGAUAUCCCAGCACAUCUUGCAGCAGCCUGUCUCUGCCCAGCUGUGGGUCCCUGGGGGCUGGUCCGAGCUGGUCUCUGUUCUGAGCAUGAGGGUCUCGUUUGAUCAUGGGGUGAAUAUCUUCUGCUACAGCCAGGCUGUGCUCCUCUGCUCCCUCCCUGCCAGCUUCCCUGCUUGUCUCUUCCCUUCUGCCACGUACCCAUGGGCACCUUCCCUUUUCCCUGUUGUGCAGGGAUGACUUGUCCCCAGGUGCUCCUGGAGGCUUGUAGUGCAGAGAGGCCUCUUCAGCCUAGCUGCAGUUACGGUCCCCGCACAGUAGCAUCCUGCUUCAAAUCAGCUUGUGCGGUGGAGCUCCCAUGCAGGCACUGCCUCCCUCCACACACCCCUUCCCUUGGCAGUGAGAGCUGCACCACUGCUCUGUGCCUUGUCCUGGGUACGCCUUUCUUCAGCCCCUCCCCAACAAACCUUGUAUCACCAGGACAUUCCCAGUGAAGAAAAAUUUGGGGAUUUGGUUUAACCUUCCCAGCCCUGGCUGCCUCCCAGGAGCUUGGUCUUGCAACGUGUCUAGUUCUGGCAGGUAACGAAGGAUGUGCGCUCCCACACCACGUUCCCCUAGUAAGGACUUAAUGGAGCCAGUGUUUUGGUUAGGAAACCCACUGUUGAUCCAAAUAUGCAACUGUGAAAGCCAGAAGUCCCUGCCUGGGGGCAACUGGGGCCCGGCCCUGUGCUGCUGUGCGGCCAUGGCUUCACUCUCAGCUUCGUUGUCUUUAUCGUAGUUGCCAAUAAUUGGAGUUGUCGCAUGUGCCCCUGCAAAACCCAAUAGCAACUCUUUGAGUUUUCUCCUCCUUCCCAGAGGAGACAUUCAGCUCAUGGAUGUGGGAAAUCAGUGUCUCUGACCCACCACGUUCCAGUGUCAUGGGGAAACGGGCUGUGCAAUUAUGUAAAUAAAAGUGAGACAAAC
This is a messenger RNA of Harpia harpyja (harpy eagle), 4625 nucleotides long. RefSeq names its product membrane associated ring-CH-type finger 2 (gene MARCHF2). The transcript is spliced from 5 exons. Lineage: Eukaryota; Metazoa; Chordata; Aves; Accipitriformes; Accipitridae. The record is from RefSeq and is a predicted model, not a curated record. Bases 897 to 1772 code for a protein of 291 amino acids. Gene Ontology annotation, molecular function: ubiquitin-protein transferase activity; zinc ion binding. Gene Ontology annotation, biological process: protein ubiquitination.